AUCAGCCAUGGCUCCGGCGAAGACGUUCGUGCUCUAUCCGUCGCUGGGCGUCGGCCACCUGAUCCCCAUGGUGGAGCUGGCGAAGCACCUGCUGCGCCACGGCCACAACGUCGUCGUCGCCGUGGUCGACCCGCCGGACAGCGACGCCGUCUCGGCCGACAUGGUUGCCCGCCUUGCCGCGGCCAACCCUUCCAUAGACUUCCGGCUCCUGCCCGCCCCGCCUGGUCCGGACCCCGCCGCGCACCCGGUCAAGCGCAGCCUCGACACGCUCCGCCUCGCCAACCCCGUGCUUCGUGACUUCCUCCUCUCCAUGCCCGCCCCCGGCGCCGACGCUCUCCUGCUCGACAUGUUCUGCGUUGACGCGCUAGACGUCGCCGCCGAGAUCGAUGUCCCCGCCUACUUCUUCUUCGCUUCCGCUGCCGGCGACCUCGCUGUCUUCCUCAACCUGCCGUACAGCUACCCUGACCUACCGUCGUUCAAGGACAUGGGCGACACGCUCGUGCGCUGCCCCGGCAUGCCGCCGGUCCGCGCGGUGGACAUGCCGCCGACGAUGCAGGACAAGGAGAGUGACCCGACCAAGGUCAGGUUGUACCAGUUCAGGCGCAUCCCGGAGGGGAGGGGCGUGCUGGUGAACACUUUCGACUGGCUGGAGCCCAACGCCCUGAAAGUGCUCGCCGACGGCGUCUGUGUUCCUGGCCGGCCGACCCCGAGGGUGUUCUGCAUUGGGCCACUGGUGAACGAUGGCGCGGGCAUCGGGGACGGCGGCGGGAAGCGGCAUGAGUGUCUGGCAUGGCUGGACGCGCAGCCGGAGAAGAGCGUCGUGUUCCUCUGCUUCGGCAGCAAGGGCGCAUUCUGCACGGCGCAGCUGAAGGAGAUCGCCCGUGGGCUGGAGAGCUCUGGGCACCCGUUCCUGUGGGCAGUGAGGAGCCCACCGGAGGAACAGAGCGAGUUCCCUCAGCCGGACCUGGAGCGGCUGCUUCCGGCGGGGUUCUUGGAGAGGACGAGAGGCAGGGGCAUGGUGGUGAAGAACUGGGUGCCACAGGCUGAAGUGGUGCGGCACGAGGCGGUGGGCGCCUUCGUGACGCACUGCGGGUGGAACUCGACGCUAGAGGCGAUCAUGUCCGGGCUGCCGAUGAUCUGUUGGCCGCUCUACGCUGAGCAGGGGUUGAACAAGGUGUUCAUGGUGGAGGAGAUGAAGAUCGCCGUGGCGUUGGCAGGGUACGAAACAGGAAUGGUGAAGGCUGAAGAGGUGGAAGCCAAGGUGAGGCUGGUGAUGGAGACGGGGGAAGGGACGAAGCUCAGGGAGACGCUGGCGGAGGCGAGGAAGAUGGCGGUGGACGCGAUCGGCGCAGGCGGGUCUUCUGAACUGGCAUUUGCUGAGUUCCUGAGAGAUUUGGAGGACAGCAGGAUGGAGAAUUCAAUUGAACAGGCUGUAUGACUGAUGAACUUUGAUAGAACGGUAGUCACGUAUUGUAAAAUUCAGACAUCACAGAUUUUCCAUCAGAGAGAAGUUGGAUUUGCAUUACUGUAUCAAUUCUGAACCAUCAAGCAGGCAUGUGCGCA
Molecule: messenger RNA, 1563 nt
Organism: Lolium rigidum
Lineage: Eukaryota; Viridiplantae; Streptophyta; Magnoliopsida; Poales; Poaceae
Product: anthocyanidin 5,3-O-glucosyltransferase-like
Exons: 1
Coding region: 8-1438 (476 amino acids)
Molecular function (GO): UDP-glycosyltransferase activity
Source: RefSeq, a predicted model, not a curated record